Messenger RNA from Pocillopora damicornis (cauliflower coral), 5713 nucleotides. RefSeq lists its product as uncharacterized. Gene Ontology annotation, molecular function: extracellular matrix structural constituent conferring tensile strength. Lineage: Eukaryota; Metazoa; Cnidaria; Anthozoa; Scleractinia; Pocilloporidae. Gene Ontology annotation, cellular component: collagen trimer. The record is from RefSeq and is a predicted model, not a curated record. Gene Ontology annotation, biological process: extracellular matrix organization.
UUCCUUUGAAGUGACACGGCCGUCCAGGCUCGGAUAACAAACCCUUGUACUGUGCUUUCCACGAAGCGUGUCAACGAUCCGCGGACUAGCUUCAGUUCUGCAUGCCAUAAACCUCUUGUUAGGGAUUAUUUGAUAUUUUUUCAUUAUGGGGUUGAGGGCGGCCUCUCUCUUCGCCCUGAUUUUCCUUGUUUGCAGAAUAGCGAAUUCACAGGAUCAAAAUGACGAGGAAUGCAAUUGUAAAGCGGGACCCAAAGGUUCAAGGGGAAGACCAGGAAAAACUGGUGUCAAUGGUCCGCCAGGAGAGGAGGGUCCUGCUGGAAAAGAUGGAUUACAAGGCCCCAAAGGCUAUAAGGGGGAGGCUGGAGUACAAGGCCCUACAGGAACACAAGGAGAUCAGGGAAUGAUUGGAGUGCCUGGAUUUCCUGGCAUCAAUGGUAUACCUGGAGUCCCAGGAAUUGCUGGACCAAAAGGUUUCAUGGGACUCUGCGGAUGUGAUGGUGAUAAGGGAGAACCUGGCCGCACAGGAACAGAUGGUACAAUAGGGGUAGCAGGAGAUCCUGGAGAGCAAGGACCUAAAGGCCCUGUGGGUGACCCCUAUGAUGGGCCAAUUAUUGCAACAAAAGGAAAGCCGGGUGACACAGGAGCCAAGGGAGAAAUGGGGCCAUCAGUAAGUACUUUAAGAGCAGGCCCUCCUGGAGAAGUUGGUCCCCCUGGUAUACCUGGUGAGCCUGGGCCUCAAGGUGAACAGGGUAGACCUGGCCCUGACGGUGACAAGGGUUUGAAGGGUAACCCUGGACCUGCUGGCCCUACUGGUUCAACAGGAGAAAGAGGGGGUGGAGUGCCAGGCCCACCAGGUGGUCAGGGAAUGAAAGGAACGGCUGGACGUCCUGGUGAGAGUGGACCGUCUGGUGAACUAGGAGAUGCAGGAGCCCCCGGUUUUCCAGGUGCUUCUGUAUUUGGACCCAAAGGCGAAGUUGGUGAAACAGGGCCAAUUGGUCCCCCAGGGGCACCUGGUACUCCAGGUGUUCAAGGUAUGCUGGGAGAUCCUGGACUACCUGGUGAAGAGGGGCCGCAAGGUAGUAACGGUUCACGUGGCGAACCAGGAAACGAUGAACCUGGACCCAAAGGUAUGGACGGGCCACCAGGACUAAAAGGAAUUGUUGGAGUUCAGGGCGAGUUAGGACGCAAAGGACCAAAAGGUAACCAGUCUGUUUUUGUGUUGUUUUCUUUUUCAUUUUUGAACUCAAUACGCUCUGAACCAUAUUUUUGCCAAGAGGCUGACUGUCCACCUCCCAAAGUCGGUGCUCAGGGGCCACCAGGGUCACCAGGAAAUCCAGGAGAAAGGGGCAAACAAGGAUUACGAGGAGAGCAAGGUGGAAAGGACACGUGUCCUGUUUGUCCGCCAGGACCCCAAGGUCCUAAGGGGGCUAAAGGUGUGCCCGGUGAAAAGGGACUUCCUGGAAUGAAUGGUACAGAUGGAAACAAGGGUGCAGAGGGACCGACUGGGCAACGUGGUCCACAAGGCCCUGAUGGUUCACCUGGACAGAAGGGUGCCGAUGGUUUUGAAGGAGGCCAAGGGAAAAAAGGAGAAAAGGGUGAUGCGCCUGUUGGUGAAAGAGAAGAGGUUUAUCAGCCGCCAGGUCCGCAAGGUGACGAAGGAAGCCCUGGUUCAAAGGGUGUGCGUGGAUCUGCUGGUAAUAAUGGGUCUUCUGGACUCCCUGGUCCGAGCGGAGAAAAAGGAGAUGUAGGGGCACCCGGAAUGUCGGGUCUUGAUGGUUUUCCAGGUACAAAUGGUCUACCAGGAGACCGUGGUUCCAAAGGUGAGACUGGUGACAAAGGUGAUCGUCCCAUCGUACCCGUGCCCGAUAUGGGUAGAAAAGGCGAGAAAGGAGCCGAAGGAGAUAAAGGAGCUAGUGGAGAAAACAUAAGUCCGAGUGAUCUAGCGCAGCGUUUAAGCGGUGAAAGAGGUGACAACGGUACAGUAGGAGUGAAAGGAAUUGCGGGAAUGGAUGGAGUUCAAGGAUGGAGAGGCGUAAACGGAAGUAUGGGAGCCGACGGGGACAAGGGAACACCAGGAGAGAAUACUACAGGUCCCCCUGGACCCGCCGGUCCUCCAGGUCCACAGGGAGAUAUAGGUGAUAGAGGUGAAAGAGGAGCCAAAGGUGACUUAGGAAUGGACGGAUCGGAGGGACCAGCAGGAAGAAACGGAUCAAAGGGAAUGCCAGGUGAACCUGGUGAUCGUCAAGAUGGACUCAGAGGUAAAGACGGUGAAGACGGACAGAAAGGCGCUAGAGGGGUCCCAGGUGAAGGCGGCGUGGUUGGAUUUCCAGGUGACCCAGGUGCUAAUGGAGAGGAUGGUUCCGCUGGGCCGAAAGGACUGCCGGGACAGCCUGGAGCCCAGGGCCCCAAAGGAAAUCAGGGAACUAAGGGAGAGCUUGGUGACAGCAUAAGCGGUCCUCCGGGUGACCCUGGAAUUAUGGGUCUACCAGGUGUCCCAACUAAAGGCGAGAGAGGAGAACCAGGCUCAAAAGGAGAUGCAGGUUCGCCGGGAACACCUGGACAAAACGGUCCUCCGGGUAAUCCUGGUGACGAUGGGCCUCCUGGUGACCCAGGUAACCCAGGUCCACAAGGAAUGAAGGGAAGAACAGGAGUCAUUUUGUGUGGCCAGGAAAACGCUGACUAUGCCUUCCUCAUGGAUGCAUCUCGUAGUAUUCUCCCAGACGAAUUUCAGUUGGUGAAAGAAUAUGUAAAGGACGUUAUUGAAUACCUCAGCAUUGGCCCCGCUCUCACCCAUGUCGGUGUCAUUGAAUACAGCAAGAGCGCCAAAAUGGAGCUAGCUUUUGACAAAUCGUAUGAUAGAGAAGAAAUAAAAAGGAUCGUAGACAAAGUACCACACACCAAGGGUAUUACACGAAUCGAUCUGGCCCUGCAGGUUGCCUCACAGGAAUUAUUUACUGCAGCAAUUGGAGGAAUGAGGAAUUCAUCCAGAAAGGUAAUGGUUCUACUAACAGAUGGUAACCAAACAGGAACAGAUGUUGCUCCAGACCAAGUACCCCUUGUUGAUGCCAUACAACCCAUUAAAGCUCUUGAAGUCAAGGUGAUUGCUGUUGCCAUUGGGAGUGUUGACCUUGAUCAGCUGCGUGUGUUAGUGACCAACAAUGAUGACAUUUUGAGGGCAGGAAGCUUUGCCGAACUUCGGAAUCUCGUUAGAACCACUGUCGAGAGGAGUUGCAGAGGUCCACUUGGCGAUCCUGGUAAGAAGGGACCAAAAGGUUUCCCAGGUGAACCAGGAGGAGAAGGGACGGAGGGUUUCCCAGGGAUGCCAGGAAAUCAAGGACCUAAAGGAGAUCAGGGUCCCACAGGGCCACCAGGUACUCGCGGCGAGGGUGGAGAUAAAGGAUUCACUGGAGAUGAAGGACCCCCAGGCUUAGUAACUCCAGGUUCGAAAGGACUUAGAGGAGAUCCUGGAGAUCCGGGAUUGCCUGGUGAUCCCGGUCUUAGUGGACUGGAUGGUGAACAAGGAUCGAAAGGUGUCCAAGGACAGCCUGGAUUUCGUGGCAGUAAUGGUGUUGUCGGACCUGACGGCCCACCUGGACCUCCAGGAGAAGCAGGAGCUGUCGGUGAACAAGGUACAAUUGGUGGCCCAGGGAUGACAGGAUUUAAUGGAAUGGACGGAGAUAUGGGUCCUCGUGGAGACUCUGGAGCAAGUGGCAGUCCUGGUCUCCCCGGACCUGAAGGCGAGCCAGGUUCGUUUGGUGAACCUGGGAUAGACCUACCAGGAGUAAAAGGCUUUCGUGGACCCAAAGGACGAGCUGGAUUGCCAGGUUUAAACGGAUUCCGUGGUAAAGGAGGUGAUGAUGGAUUGCCAGGCCCCCCAGGAAACUCAACACCUGGCGAACAAGGAGGAACCGGUCCUCCUGGAAUCAAAGGGGCGAAGGGUGACCCAGGUCCCCUGCCGGGAGACGGCGUGUCCCUUCCGUCUGGUGACCCAGGAGAUGCUGGAGCGGAUGGAAAAAUGGGUAUGCCUGGUUUAAAUGGCGACCAAGGACUAGAGGGACAACAGGGAGAGAGUGGAGCCACUGGACCCCCUGGGCAGGGAGGGGCUAUCGGUGAUCAGGGUGCCCUAGGCCCCCCAGGAGAAACUGGUGCACGGGGCAUGCCAGGGAUCUCUGGUGAUCCGGGAGUAGAAGGAGAUCCUGGACCCGACGGUGCCAGAGGCGACCAAGGAGACCAGGGAGAAGCUGGAUCUGACGGUUUAAAUGGGUUAAAUGGUGUAGGAGGGCCGGAAGGUGAAGCAGGGCAAGAUGGCGUGAGGGGACAAACUGGAGACGUUGGACCCCCAGGUGGGACUGGUUUAAUUGGCCUUAGAGGACAAAAAGGCCUUCCUGGCAUUACUGGUGUCAAUGGAUCUCCAGGCUCUUCAGGAACACCUGGUGAUCAGGGCCCAACUGGGGAAGCAGGUGCUCGCGGAGAGAGGGGAGAUAUGGGACCACUAGGACUUAGAGGACCCAAAGGUUUAGUGGGACCUCCUGGUUUUAACGGAAUUAUUGGAGUAAAAGGCGAACAGGGGAGCAAUGGCACCAUUGGUAGCCAGGGCACAACAGGCGAGCCAGGCAACCCUGGGCCGAAAGGUGAACAAGGACCAACCACCAUCACUCCAGGACCAAGGGGUGAGAAGGGACGCCCUGGACUGCCAGGAAUCCCUGGCCUGGAAGGAAUCCCGGGCGAGACAGGACCCCAAGGCCCUCCUGGCAACCUUCAAGGCCCGAAGGGUAACAAUGGUCUGCCCGGUCUACCAUCAGAGAAAAAAGGACCAACGGGCGAAACAGGACUUCCAGGAGAAGAGGGAAUUCCAGGCUUCCCCGGAGACCAGGGGUUACCUGGUCAACCAGGCCCCACGGGUAUCAUAGGUAAGGCAGCAACAGGUGAAGGUUACCACUUGGUGGUCCACAGCCAAUCUACUAGAAUACCUGACUGUCCGCUGAAUCUGACUAGACUGUGGACUGGCUACAGUUUGCUGUACGUUCAAGGUCACGAUACUUCUCAUGGACAAGAUCUCGGUGCGUCUGGAUCGUGUAUGAGACGUUUCACCACCAUGCCAUACCUUUUUUGUAACAUAAACCAACAGUGCUACUACGCUUCGAGAAACGAUUACAGUUAUUGGCUGACCACAGAUAUACAGAUUCCCAUGAUGCCAAUCAGUGCUCCCGCUGUUGAGCCGUUUGUCAGUAGGUGUGCUGUGUGUGAGGCACCUGGGCCUGUUGUUGCCACUCAUAGUCAAUCCACACAAAACCCAGACUGUCCUGCCGGCUGGCAAGCCAUUUGGAAUGGAUUCAGCUUCUUGAUGCAUACUGGUGCUGGUGGAAGUGGUAGUGGUCAAUCGCUUUCCUCUCCGGGAUCUUGUCUCAGAACUUUCCGCCACAAUCCUUUCUUUGAAUGCCAUGGUCGUGGUACCUGUCACUAUUUCGCUAACAAAUACAGCUUCUGGCUCUCCACCGUUGGACAGAUGUUCGUUGCACAGACGCCAGAGACCCUAAAACCUGGAAAUCUCCUGAGUCGUGUCAGCCGUUGUACUGUUUGUUACCGGGUUGCCAGCAAAAAGAAGAAGCGUCGUCGUGCCUUGUACCCCAGAGUGUUACCAGUACAGAAGAAACUUUCUUCAGCGUCACUGAAGCUUCAAUCAGCGGCGCAGCGGCUGUCACGUCAGUCGUAG